AUGAGUCCAUACGAUAUUAUAGCAGGAGAUUUUAAUGAUGAUACUCGCUUGGACUUGAUUGCCGUCAACAAUUGGUACAACACUAUCCAUGUAUUUAUAGGAGUCGGUGAUGGGCACUUCAUUAGUGCAGCAAAUUAUACCACUGGUCAAGCGCCGAUGUCUAUUAUAGCAGGGGAUUUCAACGAUGAUGAUGAGCUUGAUGUAGCUAUAGCUAACAGCGCGGAAGAAAGUACCAGUUUGUUGCUUGGUAAUGGAGAUGGUACGUUUCAAAAUCAGACGAUAUACCGUAGCGGCCUCAAACCAGUUAAUAUCAUUAAAGGUAACUUUAACAAUGAUAUGAUACUGGACGUCGCAGUGGCUAAUUAUGGUGAAGACACUGUCAGUAUUUUAUUUGGUAGAGGUGAUGGAACGUUUAGGCCGCAAAGACGAUUUCCGAUCACGGAUUCUCUACGCUACAUCGCUGCUGGUGAUUUCAAUAAUGACGGAUCAUUAGACAUAGCAGUAACAUCUACUGAGUGGACAAUAAUUUAUCUACUUCUGAACUAUGGAAAUGGAAGUUUUGAAGAUCCAAUUACACUAGUAGUUGAUUCAGGACCAUCAUCCAUUAUUACGGCUGAUUUCAAUAAUGACACUAACAUUGACAUUGCAGCCGUAUAUUGUAAGGAAAAUAUGAUUGGUGUAAUGCUCGGUAAUGGAAACGGUUCAUUUCAGAAACCAUUGUACUUGUCAACUCGAGAGCAUCCAGUUUUUAUCAGAACAGCCGAUUUCAACAAUGAUCGUAAAUUAGAUUUAAUAUUGGCUAAUCAAAAGAACCUAACGAUUAGUGUGCUACUGGGUAAUGGAGAUGGUACAUUCGAUCUUCCGAUAACCUAUCCUUUUUCAUCAACUCCUGGAGCUCUGGCUAUCGGAGAUUUCAAUCAUGAUAAGCAACUAGAUGUGGCAGCUGCGAAUGUUGAUUCUAAUUCAAUCUGUAUCUUACUCGGAAAUGGGGAUGGCUCAUUUCGCGAUAACGGAUGUAUGGCAGCAGAUGAUUUUUCUUGA
Molecule: messenger RNA, 1041 nt
Organism: Rotaria sp. Silwood1
Lineage: Eukaryota; Metazoa; Rotifera; Eurotatoria; Philodinida; Philodinidae
Source: the annotation of a GenBank genome assembly